Messenger RNA from Orbicella faveolata, 708 nucleotides. RefSeq names its product phosphatidylglycerophosphatase and protein-tyrosine phosphatase 1-like. The record is from RefSeq and is a predicted model, not a curated record. Gene Ontology annotation, molecular function: phosphatidylinositol-4,5-bisphosphate 5-phosphatase activity; phosphatidylglycerophosphatase activity; phosphoprotein phosphatase activity. NCBI's taxonomy places the organism in Eukaryota, Metazoa, Cnidaria, Anthozoa, Scleractinia, Merulinidae. Gene Ontology annotation, biological process: protein dephosphorylation.
UGAGGUUGUUUCUCUUCGUGUUUCCUUAAGAUGUGACCCAUUGGAAGCACCUUGGUUGCGGAAAAGAAACAGAGAGAAACCAGCGCGAUUAUGUUUAGCUCUUGGAUUUUCGCGAGAGUUGCAUUUUACCCAUCUUUGCUAUGGGGAAUAGUCACCGAGAGUGCUACCAAAAGAUGGUACGACCGUGUAGACACUAACGUUAUUUUGGGGGCAUUACCGUUUAAGAGUCAAACUAAAGAACUUGUGGAAAAUGAAAAUGUCCGAGGAGUGGUAACCAUGAAUGAAGACUACGAGACAAGAUAUUUUGCUAACAGCAAAGAGGAAUGGGCAGAGUGGGGUGUUGUGCAAUUGCAGCUGGCUACAAUCGAUUUUAACAACGCACCAUCUCAGGAGAUGCUCCAGAGGGGAGUGGGGUUCAUUGAAAAGAUGAAUAGGAAUGAAAACAGUGUUUAUGUUCAUUGCAAGGCAGGAAGAGGACGAAGCACAACACUAGUGGCUUGUUAUCUGAUGAAGGCCAAGAGAUUAACACCAGAGGGAGCAUAUCAGUACAUCAAAAGUAAACGACCUCAUAUCCUUCUUGCUCCUCGGCAGUGGGAAGCCAUUAAAGUGUUUCAUAAGAAUCUGUCACAAGAUGAACAUGAUGAAACAUGAUUCAUAAAAUGUUCAACAAGUUACUGAAUUAAUAUAUUUUUGUAAAAUUGUAUAACA